CCAAUCACAUCAACACCAGAAAAAGCGCCUGAAAACAGUUUCUUUCUAGCGAAGCCUACAAAAGGGCAGCGACUGCUCAACGCCUUUCGUUUUAUUUUGAUUUGAAAACACGCCAAAUUUAUAGCAGAGCAAUGGCCAAUCACCAAAAUCAUGACCCUUCAACAAUUAACACACUUCAAAAAGAUGAGGAAGAGAAGGAGUUUGAUCCGGGACCUGACGAACCUGAGACCCCAUUGCCCCUCACCGUCACUUCUCGGGUUUAUUCACUUCUUUUCUAUGUGUUAUAUAUGUUAGGGGACAUUGCUGUGGGUCCGGCGUACCGGUUCACACAAUGGUUGGAACUGGUUCGCAAACGCAGUGGGAGACAUCGGACCUCAGGCUUUCCUUUCCGGCCUCACAGAGUCGAUGCCAUGCCCUUGAGUGCAGGAGAAACAGUUUCUGAUUCAAAAAGUUCUCCACCUUCUGACCAAGCUACAGAAAUAUGUUUGUGGGAUAGACUUGGUAAAGCUGCAGUGUUGGACAUCGAGUCGAGCUCCUUUUCAUGGGACAGGCUUUCUUCACUUCACCGCAAUGAAUAUAGCAGUAGCAUGGAGCAGUCUGAAGAUGAAAUGAAUAGAGCCUUAGAGGUCACCGUGAAUUCUGGAGGAGUUGUCUUUUUUGCGCUGUUCAACAAAUCUGAUGAAUCUUUAUCGAAGGAAGCAGCAGCAGUUAUAAAAAUAUCAUCUUCAAGAAUGGCCACACAGUCGGAACGGCUUGGCUAUGAAUUUGCAAAGUGGCUAGGAGUAUUAACUCCGCAAGCCAGAGUCGUUCACAAUUCUAGUGCAGAGUGGUUGCAGAUCAAGGAUGCUGCAGAAAAAGCAAGAGAUGCAGCAAUUUCAGAAGGCGAUGAAAUUGGCGAAAUGACAUGUUCAGAACUUUUGGAAGCUCUUGAGUUGAGCCGUUGUGUUUUAUUGAUGAAUUACAUACAUGGAUCUCCUCUAUUGGAAUGCUCAAAUGCAUUUGAUUCACGAGAAGCUGCAGAUAAGACAGCAUCAGCUCUUGGCAGGAUCCUGAUGUUGGACCUUGUCAUCAGAAAUGAAGACAGGCUUCCUUGUUGUCAGCUCGGGUGGCGUGGAAAUUCUGCAAAUUUAUUGUUGUCUGAAAAAAUGGCCUCCACGAAUGUGGAUGCACUGGAAGAAGCCUUUGAUUCUGCCAUCAAGCGAUAUAGACCAAGAGUGAUUCGGGCUCUUGGAAAAGAAAGAAGGGCAUCAUCAGCAGAUAUCAAAAUGAACCACUCUCAUAAUGCAGGAUUAGUUUCUCAGAGCUCUGAUCUUUCUGAUGUCAUAGAAUCACCAAAAUCGAGCAAUAUAAGCCUAAAAAGUCAAGAAGCUUCAUUUGAAUCAAAAAUUUCUGAUUUUCAGAUUCUGGCUAUCGACUCUGGUGUUCCUCGCCGACCUCCUGCCAGAAAACGUUCAAGUGACCAAGCUAAUUAUCCUAAAGUGGUUGAGCUCCUCAUCAACAGUUUUGAGUACUCUUCAAAUUUGUUACACGAGAUAACUGGAGGGAAAUUAGGACUUCCACCAGAAAAUGCUGAUACAAUGAGUGAUUUGUGUUUGACUGACAUGACAUCAGUUGUUCGUGAAUUCCGAAGUGGGUUCCGGGCAGCUCUGAGGGAGUUGCAGGGAUUUCAUAUAUUCCUACUCACACUUCACCAAAAAUUGGAUAGCACAUUACGAGUGUUUCUGAAUAUUAUAAACAGAACUUCAUCAGGGGAUUUUGACAAAGAGGAUCUUGUGGUUCCAGAGUCACCAUCACCAAGUAAGGAUCAGGCUAUUCAUGAUAGUCGUCCGGAUCUAGAUGAUCCAGAGAUGCAGAGGGCAGCUCCUAGUUCAUUGUCUUCAGGAUGCAAAGAAAACUCGGAUUCUAUUUCUCCCAUCUCACGAGAUGGUUGGCAUGGAAAAUUUAAUAAAGGGAGCGGGGAACCCCUUCAUAGUCUGCGUUUGACAUCAAAGUUUCGUGAUUUCCACAAAUUUGCAAAGGUUGAUGUGGAGCUAAACAAAGAAUUGGAACAAUGGAAUGAAAUUUUUAGAAAUGAUGCGGUCAAACUAUGCCUGGAGAACAAUUUUAAUACUGGGUUUUUUGAGGGCAGUGAUUAUAACAUUAUUGUCGAUGCUUAUGAGUUCAAGGUUAGACUUGAGCACAUCCUUGAGAGGAUAGCAUUGAUAUCAGAUGCUGCAAAUACUGAAAAGCCAUCAUUAGUUUCAUGUAACCUCUUCAUUGGUGGGGCUCUGGCUGCAAGAUCUGUCUACACACUGCAACAUUUAGGAAUUACACAUAUUUUAUGCUUGUGCUCUAAUGAAACUGGACAGUCAGAUUCUCAGUAUCCCCAGUUGUUUGAGUAUAAAAAUUUUGCUAUAUGUGACAACGAAGAUACAAAUGUGAGCAGUAUCUUUGAAGAAGCUCAUGAUUUCAUUGAUCACGUUGAACAAACAGGCGGGAAGGUUCUGGUGCAUUGUUUUGAAGGGAGAAGUAGAAGUGCAACAGUAGUUCUUGCCUAUUUAAUGCUCAGAAAGAAUUUCACUUUGUUGCAAGCAUGGAAUACCUUGAAAAAGGCGCACCGCCGAGCCCAGCCCAAUGAUGGGUUUGCAAGGAUUCUUUUGGACCUAGAUCGGAAGCUGCAUGGGAAGGUUUCUAUGGAAUGGCAGCAACGAAAACCAGCGAUGAAAGUUUGCCCCAUCUGUGGAAAGAAUGCUGGCUUGAGUAGCAGCUCGCUUAAGCUUCAUUUGCAGAAAGCGCACAAGAAGCUAUCAUCAGGAAGUGUGGACAGCGCCAUGACGAUGGAAAUACAAAAGGCUUUGGCUGCACUCAAGAUAAGUCGAGCCGGAAGUGUUAGUCCUACACAUAGACAAUCUCAGUCGAUGACUGACGAAUAGCAAGUUUUGAAACUCGCAGCCUGUCAUUGACUGUAGCACAUUGGUAUCUUCUCUGUCUACCAAAGUAGGAAAAUGUUGGAUAAAAUGAUCGUUCAUGUAAAUAUAGAUGAAGUUUGUAGAUUGAGGUGAAUGAUAAGUGUGAUUAGAUAUGCAUCUAAAAUUGUACAUAGAGACUGGUCGUCUAUUAGAGAUGGUGUAACUUAAAUAUUUAUAUCACGCCUGUCUUCUUUUUGGUCCA
This is a messenger RNA of Cornus florida, 3150 nucleotides long. Its product is annotated as dual specificity protein phosphatase PHS1-like. Gene Ontology annotation, biological process: protein dephosphorylation; response to abscisic acid; cortical microtubule organization. Bases 132 to 2912 code for a protein of 926 amino acids. The record is from RefSeq and is a predicted model, not a curated record. Lineage: Eukaryota; Viridiplantae; Streptophyta; Magnoliopsida; Cornales; Cornaceae. The transcript has 11 exons. Gene Ontology annotation, molecular function: protein tyrosine/serine/threonine phosphatase activity.